Messenger RNA from Cuscuta epithymum, 10113 nucleotides. Lineage: Eukaryota; Viridiplantae; Streptophyta; Magnoliopsida; Solanales; Convolvulaceae. The record is from the annotation of a GenBank genome assembly.
UUAUGCCACAUCAAUGCCACAUUGUAUAUGAUGCUCUAAGAUGCCAGCAGGCCGCCACCCAGCCGCCCACCGCUUCUUCCUGGCGUGCCUGCUACUCUACUAGUAUGCUUCUGGAGUUCUGGAGUGCUGCAGCUGGCUUCUCCUUGCUAACAGCUAAUCGCCCAUUCGCCCUUAAUCCCCAGCCAACGCUUUAUUGUUUUUUUAAAGGAAGAUGAUCGUAUGUUAACAAAUUGCAGAAGCUUGAAAGGUACUUGGUUCACCCAAACUACACGGACUGAAACUCUCCAAAUGUUCUGCAAAAGUGUGUUACGAGCUAGACCAAUAAUCACACACCUCCAAAGCUUAAACACGACUAGUUUUCCUGCCACCGUUGAGCUUGACACCGUUCUGCAGAGGUUGUGUGUAAGGCCAACAUAUGACAUUCUCGUCGAAACCCUUUCAAUUUUCUACUCUUUAAAGUCAAAUGAUUCUCACUCCUACCAUGCUUACGCCAUUCUUUUCCACGCCUGUGCACGACUGUGCUGCAUAGAUGUUGGUCAAGCUCUCCAUCAACACAUGAUCGCACACAACCCGAUUGCUUUCUAUGACCUUUAUACUGCCAAUCACCUUCUAAACAUGUAUUCAAAGUGCCGCCUAUUGGACCGUGCCCACCAACUGUUUGAUCAAAUGCAUCGUAGAAAUGUUGUAUCUUGGACCUUGCUUAUUUCCGGUUACGCCCAUUGUGGGAAAGCUGAUGUAUGUUUCAGCUUGUUCUGCGAUAUGCUAGCUCUUCACAAACCUAACGAUUUUGUGUAUGCUAGCUUGCUUUCAACAUGUGAUGGUUUCCGCGGUAGGCAAGUGCACACGCACACUCUGAAAACUGGUUAUAACACCUUUGUUCAUGUGGCUAAUGCGCUGAUCGGGAUGUAUUCCAAGAAUUUUGAGAUGAGUGUAUGCAAUGAUGGCAAUGAACCUUGGAUGAUAUUUAGUGAUAUGGAGUUUCGUAAUCUUGUUUCUUGGAAUUCAAUGAUAGCAGGUUUUCAUAAGAGUGGCAAAGGUGACAAGGCUAUGAGAUUUUUCAUAAUGAUGCAUUCUGACGGUAUGGGAUUUGACCGGGCCACACUGGUCACUGUAUUUUCUGCGUUGUGUAAAGUCCUUAAUGAUCUUUCUUGGAGCCUUAAAUUUUGUUCUCAACUGCAUUGUAUUAGCUUAAAGACCGGGUUUGUGCUAGAUGUAGAGGUUGUGACCGCCUUGAUUAAAGCAUAUUCCUCCUUUCUUGAAGGAAAUGUUGAUGAUUGUUACAUGUUGUUUCUUGAAGUUCGUGGGUGUGGAGAUAUCAUUUUGUGGACUGAAAUUAUGGCAACGUUUUCUCAAAAAGAACCUGAGGUAGCUCUUUUUCUCUUCAGUCAGCUGCAUAGAGAAGGGUUGGUUCCAGAUGGCUUUGCUUUUUCUGUUGCACUAAAAGCUUGUGCUGGAUUCGUGACGGAAAGACAUGCCUCGAUGUUGCACUGCCAAUGUAAAAAGUCUGGGUUUACAGAUUAUUUAGUGCUUCAAAAUGCACUCAUGCAUGCAUAUGGAAGAUGUGGCUCAAUCACUGAGGCUAGGCAGGUUUUUGAUGAGAUGAGUUUAAGGGAUACAGUUUCAUGGAACUCCAUCUUAAAAGCUUAUGCAUUCCAUGGGAAACAGGAGGCACUGGAGUUGUUCGAGAACAUGGAUGUUGAAUUUGAUGCAACAACUUUUGUUGCUUUGCUCUCUGCUUGUAGCCAUACUGGGAUGGUUGAAGAAGGGACUAGGAUAUUUAAUAGCAUGUCUGCUAAAUAUGGUAUUGCUCCUCAACUUGAUCACUAUGCCUGUAUCGUUGAUCUACUUGGCCGGGCUGGGAAGAUUUUUCAGGCGGAGAAGAUGGUAAGAGAGAUGCCUAUGAAGCCAGAUUGUGUUGUGUGGAGUGCAUUACUUGCCGGUUGCAAGAAACAUGGUGAAUACCAACUGGCCACCAUUGCUGCUUCAAACUUGAAAGAGCUGGACAGAGGGAACUCGUUAGGUUAUGUUUUAAUGUCAAACAUAUACUUUUCUUCAAACGAUCUUCAUGAAGCAUGUCUCCUAAGGAAGCAAAUGAUAGCGGCUGGAGUUCGAAAGGAGCCCGGAUUGAGCUGGACUGAAAUUGGUGGCAGGAUACAUGAGUUUGCUUCUGGUGGCCAAAGACACAACCUUGGAAAAGCUAUCCGUGCUAGUCUUCAGGAUCUUGUUAAACAGAUGAAGAAAUUAGGGUAUACUCCUAUGACAACUCUGGUCCUGCAUGACAUAGAAGAAGAGCAUAAAGAGGAACAACUGUACUACCAUAGUGAGAAGCUGGCUCUGAUGUUUGUAUUGAUGCAUUCUGAUGACCCUCACUGCAAAUCGGGUGUCAUUAGGAUAAUGAAGAAUAUCCGUAUUUGUUUAGAUUGCCACAACUUUAUGAAAUUAGCUUCACGGCUUGUUCAGAAACAGAUUGUUGUUAGAGAUUCAAACCGUUUCCAUCAUUUUACAAGUGGGGCGUGUUCGUGCAAUGAAUAUUGGUAAAUUGCUCCGGCGCUGCUUCCCCUAUCCGAUACCAUUAUGGUAUUAUUAGUAAAUGACCACAAUAUUGGAAUGGUUCUACAGCAACAGAAUAUGACUAUCAUAAUUGUGCAACAAUACAACACUGAUGUUUAGACCUGCUCUUUAUACAAAAACCGGGUAGAACACCCACCAUCUUGCCUUCCAGAGGACAGCAGCUAACAAGGGAUAAAGCUUCUCUUGGCUGUCCUCAGCUGCAUUGUUUCCAGGGGAGAAUCUAAAGGGGCAGGAGGUCAAUCACCCACUUCAACCCCACUUCACCCCAAUUCUGUCAAUACAUGCAUGGCUAUAUAAAGGAAUGGGACGAAUGCACAAAUGUCUUUAACCAUCACCAUCAUAUUGUUUUCGUUUCUAAUUAAUAAAUCAAUCAUUUUAGUUUUUAUUCUAUUUAUUCUGUAUCAAUCAAGUUCUUCUGUCAUUUUUAACAGUGAAAUUAACUGUUCAAGAUAUUGCAUCUAAAAGUCACGUUUGUAUAACAACAAUAUAUUUAACGCAUUGACCGCUUGAAAAAUAUCCACCUCAAGAAAAACAUUAAAGAUUUUUUAUGGUGGAAAAAAGUCAGGCCUAUAAUGCCAUCAUCAAACCACAUUUAUAUUUAGGGAAAAUUGCCCUAAAUAGGAGUAAACAACUUUGAAAAUUCCAAAAUAGGAUCACUAUGUUUUUCUUCCUGAAAUAGGAGUCGUUACUAUCAUGAUUGAAAAAUAUUGCCUUGAUUGAAAAAUACUGCCAUUAAUUAUAAUAAAUACUGCCAUGUAGAAUGCAUAGUACUGCAACUUUUUGACAGUCAUGACUAAAAGAUGGCAGUAAAUACUGACAUCUUACUAUCUUAGUCCUAUUACAGCUUACAGGAAGAAAAUUUGUUCGUGCAAUGUGUUCGAUCAAAAUAUUUGAGAAAAUUUGUUCUGUACUAGUCUGGCCCCUCCGUGUCAUAAUAUGUGUUUCAGUAGGCUUUCCAGGUAAUUUAAGAUAACUUAUAAGUUUAUGUACUGUACAUUAUAGCAGUAAUGUACUACUUGUAUACUUUACUAAAGUGUACUGUAGCUGCUUUUGGGUUGUUGUUUUUUUCUUUCCAAAAAUGAAAAUGUGACUGAUAUUCUGAUACUGCCUCAAAAGGAAUAUGUGGCAUAUAUUAUGAUACAGAGGCAGUACUUAAUAGAAACAGGCAGUACUUAAUAGAAACAUAGAUGUUGGAUAUUAUGUUUUGUUUUGUUGAUGACUAAGGAUGUUUUCUUUUGGACUGAAAUUUGCGGUCUGGUCUGAUCUGGUCUGGUCUGUUUAAGUCUAGUCUGGUCUGAAUUGGUCUGGUCUGGUCUGGUCUGGUAAACGUCUGGUCUCUGUGUAUUUUAUAACUGUCCAAGUCUGGUCUGGUCUGUUUAAGUCUGGUCUGGUCUGAUCUGAUCUGUUUAAGUCUGGUCUGGGACUGAAAACAGUCCAAAAGAAAACAUCCUAAUUCUAGGUGCCAAACUGUAAAGUUACAUGAUUCUAUAACUGUUCUUUUAUUAGUAUUGAACUAUGGGUGGAACAGGUUCUAGAUGCCAAUCGCACAAUUGAUUGACCAUAUAUUAGUGAUCAUAUGCUUUCCAUAUUUGUUAGCAAACAAAUAAGUGUUUGAGUAACCAUAUAAUCUAUCUUUAAUGUGGUCCUCAUAUGCCAAGGCUAUAAUGUGAAAGGAUCGAUUGCAAUCAUGGAGAGGAUUCCAAUAUCUGUGCAUGGAAGGAAAGGCUUUUAAAGUGAUGAAAUCACCUUCAAGAAGGUAAGUCUCAAAAGUGGAGAACACGGGUAUACAAGGAAGCAGUGGCGGAACCAGGGGGUGCAAGCCGGUGCCCCCCCCCCCUCGCCGGAAAACAUAAGGUAUAUAUAUAGGUCUGUUAUACGGCGCCCCGGGCUUAUCUUCUUCCUUGCUGCUGUGCUUCCCCGAGGAUGGAGCGCACUCAACCGUCAGCAGAUUAUAUAUAUUUAAUUUGGGUUAGCUAGGUUGCAAGGACACCAUUGUGUCUAGUCAAUAAUGGGGGGAAACUAAUAGAUAAUAAUGUAGGGAUACUCUUGUAAUUUCUUAUUCUUGGAUUAUUAUAUAUACAUGCAUACGGCUACCUCAUGGGUAAGCCAUUCCCUCAUAAUCUUCAUAUGGUAUCAGUCGCCAAGGCUUCACGUUCCUAACCCUAAAAACACAUCUUCCGCUACCAUGUCAUCGGCCGUCUUCUCCACCUCGGCCGAACCUACUGCUUCUUCUGGUGGUGAUCAUCUUCUUACUUCUGCGAUCUCCUCCCACCCACAGGCGCCCAGAUCGUCUGAGACGGAGCAGCCCAUCAUGAGUCGCCCCAUGUCGUCCGUCAUGCAGGAGCAGACCGUGAUUCCCAGUUCGGUGAUUUACAGUUCCAACAGCCCACAUGUCUCUUCUUAUUCAUUGUUCCAGAUGCCAGAACCCUUCACUUGGCAACCUACACUUACUGUCUCGUCUCCUUCGUCCGCACCUGGCAAUUUUCAUCAGCCCUUGAGCUCCGGUAUUUUGGGUCAGUUUGAGGCCGGUUCUUCAUCUAUGUCUCUGCCUCAUUCUUCAGGCACUGGUAAUUUUCCUUCCUAUCUCUCUACUAUGGCAUCACAAUUGACAUUCUCCACUCCGAAUGUCACCAAUAUUGUCACUACUCGAUUGGCAUCGGUUGAAGAUUAUUUACCGUGGAAAACCCAAUUUGAAUCCUUUUUAGUCUCACAUAGUUUGUUGGGCGUGUUGGAUGGUUCAAUUCCUAUUCCCUCUCCGUUUAUUUUGGGUGCUUCUCGGAGGGAGGUUGUUAAUCAUGAUUAUCAACAUUGGUUAAAAAUUGACCAAACGGUCCGUUCAUGGCUUUUUGCUACUUUUUCCCGCGAUAUCUUGAUUGAUGUGCAUGGUCUCAAAUUUUCUUUUCAAAUUUGGGAACGUCUUCGGAACAAAUUUAUGUCCGCAAGCACAGCCCGUUCUAUGGAAAUCAAGCGUCACCUAUCCCAUAUUAAGAAGAAAGCUACUCAAACUAUGGACCAAUACCUUAGGGAAAUUAAAGUGGCUGCGGAUAAUCUUGCACUAAUCAAUUCCCCGGUUAGUGAUAAAGACCUCAUUGAAUAUGCCCUACUCGGUCUUGGUCCGGAGUUUGAAUCCAUACUUGGCGGGUUGUCCUAUAUGCCUCCUACAUUCACUUUUGAUCAACUGGAGCCUAUUCUGGUUCAACAAGAACACAGGCUGCAAUAUAUGCGUGGCACAGGGGACUCUUUCACGCAGCAUCAAGCUUUUGUUGCACAUGGCCAGCAGCAGCAUUCCUCAGGACAACAACCACACUCCCGCGGCCAGCAGCAGUCCUCAGGACGUGGAGGACAUUCUGCCUCGCCGCGUGGUGGACGCGGGGGUCGAGGUCAGCGCGCACAAAGAGGUCACCGGGGGCGUGGCAGAGGGUAUGGCUACCCCGGUUAUCCUGCUCAGCCACCUUUCCAGUUUGCAGCACCCCGCGGGUUUGACUUCCACUUUGGCGGGCCGCAUGCACAAUACACUCCGGGAGUUCCAAGUGCAGGUAUGGGUAAUAUCUCUCUAGUACAUUCUCGUCUGUCUCCAUAUUAUAUUCGCGGUACUCAUACUAACAGUGCAGGUUUUCCAUCAGUUGAUCAUAAUUCUGUCUCUCCCCAGCCCCCCAUUAUCUGUCAAUUAUGCUAUACUCUGGGCCACUCCGCCAUUACUUGUUCCAAGUUUACUUCGGGGUCUACUCCAGCCCUUGCUGCUUUACCAACCGGUGAGACCAAUGAAGCAACAUGGUAUCCCGAUUCUGGUGCCUCCGCUCAUAUGACACCAAACGAAGGUAUUUUGCUUUCUAAAUCCAGUCUUACAAGCCCCACAAAUGUGCAGGUAGCUAAUGGUGCUAAUUUAUCUGUGUCUACAAUUGGUAAUGUGCAUUUACCUUCGUUAGGUCGCCCACUGAUUUUAAAAUCCGUGUAUCAUGUUCCUCAAUUAAAAUUUAAUUUGCUAUCUAUACAGAAAUUGUGUGAGGAUAAUGAUUGCACUGCAAUUUUUAACAAAUCUUUUUUUUCUGUAAAGGACAAUCAAACGGGGGCCACUCUACUCCACGCUUCCAAUAAAGACCGCACCUAUCCCUUCUCAGUUUUCACUACACCCUUAGCCCUUUUUACCUCAUCUGCACCAGGCCCGAUAUGGCACAAGCGCUUAGGUCAUUGUGGUGAUAGCAUAUUGUCUACUCUUCGGCGCACAAGCUCUAUUUUUUCUUCUAGUCAUUUUCAUCAUUUAUGUACUUCGUGUAGACUGGGUAAAUCCCAUCGAUUACCAUUUCAGGAUGUUUUACAUACUACUACUGCUCCCUUACAAUUAAUUCAUUCUGAUGUUUGGCAGUCACCUGUUUUAUCGCAUCUUGGUUAUAAAUAUUAUGUCUGUUUUAUUGAUGAUUUUUCGCGAUUUACUUGGGUUUAUCCCAUGCAUAGGAAGUCUGAGGUUUUUACCCAUUUUUGCAAUUUUCAGAAAUUAGCAGAAAAUCUUUUGGGUUGCAAAAUUCAGUGUUUUCAAAGUGAUGGUGGGGGUGAAUUUAAUAAUCAUCAAUUUAUUAAUCAUUUUUUAAAUUGUGGCAUUCUAUUUCAGAAGUCCUGUCCCGAUACCCCUGCCCAAAAUGGCGUGGCUGAACGGAAACAUCGCCACCUUUUAGAAUUAAUACGUACUAUGCUUAUUGAUGCACAUCUUCCUUCCUCUUUUUGGGUUGAUGCACUUUACACUGCUACGUAUAUAAUUAAUCGUCUACCCACGCCACUUUUACGAGGUCUCAGUCCUUAUCAGAAAAUUUUUCAAAAAUCCCCUGACUAUUCUUUCUUGCGUGUCUUUGGUUGUGCCUGUUUUCCUAAUAAAGUUGCCACCUCGGGUAAUAAGCUAUCACCGCGGUCUACUCCUUGUGUUUUUAUUGGCUAUGCUCCGGGCUAUAAGGGCUACCGUUGCCUUGAUCCUACCACCGGUCGGGUUUAUGUUAGUCGUGAUGUCGUUUUUCAUGAGACUAGCUUUCCCUAUCCGACUCUUUCCUCCUGUACACCCACAUCCUCUCCAGAUACCUCUCAGUCGAGUCUUUCCUCCCCCCUUUCCUCCUAUCCCACCAAUGUACAAUCUCCAUUUCCUUCUACUACCUUACCUGUGUUACCUUCCCAGUAUACAACCACAUCACAUGCACCAGGUUAUCCAAUUACUUCGUCCAGCCCUGUCACUUCCUCGGCUCAGCCCACUGUCUCGGUUUCCCCAGCCCAUAUCCCUGAUGCUAACCCGUCCAGUCCACCUGCUUGUUUACCUACCAGCCCAUCACCAACACCGCCAUCCAGUCCACCACAUACACCGACUCCUAGUCCACCCAUUACCCCUCCGGUCAGUAUCCAUCCGACUCCUCCCCUUGUCCAAAAUGUCCAUCCAAUGCGAACUCGGGCCAAGGAUGGUAUAUAUAAGCCCCGAACUAUUUUAUCCCUUACCUCUGUGGAGUGUCCCCCCGAUCCCACUUGUUUUUCUCAAGCAAAUAAAAGUUUAAAAUGGCGGGCGGCUAUGGCUGAAGAAUUUAAUGCUCUUAUUACUAAUAAGACUUGGGAUUUAGUACCUCAUGACAGCACAAAAAAUGUGGUUGGAUGUAAAUGGGUUUAUAAGACAAAAUAUAAUUCUGAUGGGUCUAUAGAACGUCACAAAGCUCGUUUGGUCGCUCAGGGAUUUAAUCAGCAGGCUGGGGUAGAUUUUUCUGAAACCUUUAGUCCGGUUGUAAAACCCACUACUGUGCGUCUUUUACUUUCUCUCGCUACUUCUUUUGGCUGGGGGGUUCGUCAAUUAGAUGUCAAAAAUGCCUUCUUACAUGGCUACUUAACUGAGGAGGUUUACAUGCGUCAGCCACCAGGUUUUAUUCAUCCUUCCUUUCCUCAUCACAUUUGUCGUCUUCAUAAGGCCUUGUAUGGCCUCAAGCAAGCUCCACGUGCUUGGUUUCAUAGGUUUAGUGGCUUUCUUCUUAGCCAUGGGUUUCUACAGAGUCGGUCUGAUUCUUCCAUGUUUAUUUAUUGCCAGGGUUCUCAUCGCGUAUAUAUCCUACUGUAUGUCGAUGAUAUUCUUAUUACAGGCAAUUCUUCUUCCUUAGUUCAAUCCAUUAUUCGGUUACUCUCUCAGACUUUCGCCAUGAAAGAUCUGGGUGAUCUUCAUUUUUUCUUGGGGAUUCAGACUGUCCGUACACCUACAGGUAUUUUUCUCUCUCAACAAAAGUAUAUUUCUGAUCUCUUGCGCCGUUUUCAUCUACAUACAGUCACCCCAGUUCGCACGCCUCUUCCUACCCGUACCACUUUGUCUCUAACUGAUGGAGAAUUACUCGCUGAUGGUACAGAAUACCGCAGUAUGGUUGGUGCCUUACAGUACUUGAUUAUUACUAGACCAGAUAUUACCUAUGCUGUUCACUUAGUCUCUCAGUUUAUGCAUGCCCCUCGCACUACUCACCUUUUAGCUGUGAAGCGUAUUUAUAGAUAUUUGCAGGGUACUCUCACGGAGGGCUUAUGGUUGCGCAAGGGUGGUGAUCCCUCUCUUGUUAUUGCUUACUCUGAUGCAGAUUGGGCCGGCUGUCCAGAUAGCUGUCGAUCUACCACUGGCUAUGCUAUUUUCUUGGGUGAUAAUUUAAUAUCUUGGAGGUCCAAAAAGCAACCAACAGUUUCGAAGUCUUCCACUGAGGCUGAAUAUAGAGCUGUGGCAUAUACGGUUCAGGAUACAUUAUUUAUUCGCUCCUUGCUCGCAGACAUGGGUUUCUUCAUCUCUCAACCUGUUCGGCUUUACUGUGACAAUGUUUCCGCAUCCUACCUUACGGUCAAUCCCAUUCAGCAUGAUCGGAGCAAACAUAUCAAAAUUGACUAUCAUUUUGUGCGCGAACGUGUGGCUCAUGGAGAUUUAGUGGUUAAAUAUAUUCCUACUCAGUUUCAGUUAGCCGAUAUUUUUACUAAAAACUUGUCUAGUCAACGUUUUAAUUUUCUUAAGUCCAAUCUGCGCGUUGUUCCCUCUGCACAGAUUGAGGGGGUGUAAUAGAUAAUAAUGUAGGGAUACUCUUGUAAUUUCUUAUUCUUGGAUUAUUAUAUAUACAUGCAUACGGCUACCUCAUGGGUAAGCCAUUCCCUCAUAAUCUUCAUAGAAACGUUGCUGCAGAAUCAGCAAAUCAGCAAGGUCCAAGUGUCCAUUUCCGUCCAGCAAGGCAGCGAGUGAACAACUUGUUUCUAAGAGAGAAAAAGUAACAGCACCGUUUCGAUGCAGAAGGCUUUGGAUGAACUAUGAUACUGAUAUAGGGUUGCUGAAGCAGAGAAGAAGGCUAUAGCUACAGCGGUCAGCUGUGAUCUGAAACUGAAGCUCCUCAAGCCUCAAUUUCACAACUUUCAAAAAUCAAGUGAUUUGAGGUAAUUAAAAAAUUGCAAUUUCUUUUUGUGAAAGAUGAAAUAGCAAGUAUAACCACCUACUUUUGUGAAUAUGGUUCUUUGAUUCCGUGAUUUGUGAUAUUUGAAUUAUAAGAAAUUAACAAUCAAUUUUUGGAUUCUGAG